AAACACAUUCACGUUAACCCUAACUGUAGAUUUCAUUUUCUUGGUCCAAAUUUUCGGUUAAGCACAUAGCAGCAUCAACGAUUGGCGAGUUUCUCUGUAUCUUGAAGCAACAUUUAUAUAAAAGAAAGUCAUAGUUUUGGAAACUGCUCUUUGUAGUAUGAAGGCUAUGAAAUGGGUUCCUGAUAGGGUUCUCAUAGUUUUUCUUCUUCUUCUUCUUUCACUUUAUGUUACAUCUUCUCAUCAGAACACAGAUCAGAAAACAGUCUCAUCAGAAAUCCAUGUUACGAAAAGGGUUCAGACUAAUGAUCACGAUGCUAAAGUUUUUUACAAGCACACUUGGCCGAGGAUGAAAUUUGGGUGGAAAAUAAUGGUGGGAAGCAUAAUUGGAUUCCUAGGAUCAGCAUUUGGGACUGUGGGAGGUGUUGGAGGGGGUGGCAUCUUUGUACCCAUGCUUACCCUAAUUGUUGGAUUUGAUGCAAAAUCAGCAACAGCAAUAUCAAAAUGCAUGAUUACGGGCGGAGCAGCAGCAACUGUUUUCUACAAUCUGAAGCAAAGGCACCCAACUCUUGACAUGCCUGUGAUCGACUAUGACCUAGCACUUCUCUUUCAACCAAUGUUGAUGCUUGGAAUCAGUAUUGGUGUUGCUUUCAAUGUCAUUUUUCCUGACUGGUUGGUCACAGCUUUGUUAAUUGUAGUUUUCAUUGGCCUUUCAGUCAAUGCAUUCCUUAAGGGUGUUCAAACAUGGAAAAAAGAAACCAUUCUUAAGAAGGAAGCCAGACAGAACGUAAGGUUAAUUGAUACUGCAGGAACCAGUAAUGCUGAUCAUCCUCAGACAGAAAGUCAUAUAAAUACCAAUCAAACGAGGAAAAAGGUUUCUGUUAUUGAAAACGUUUGUUGGAAGGAACUUGGAAUUCUUGUAUCGGUGUGGAUCUUCAUACUUGCAUUGCAGAUAGGAAAGAAUUACACAACAAAUUGCUCAGCGCCAUAUUGGGUAUUGAAUCUCCUGCAGGUCCCUGUGACGGUGGGAACAAGUUUCUACGAGGCCGUGCUUCUGCAGAAAGGGAAGAGAGUGAUAGCAUCAAUGGGUGAGGAACAGAGACGUUUGCAUGUAUGGAAGUUAAUGGUUUAUUGUACGUGUGGGUUGAUUGCUGGUAUAAUUGGUGGGUUGCUUGGUCUUGGUGGAGGAUUCAUCUUGGGGCCACUUUUCAUUGGCCUAGGAAUUCCUCCUCAGCUAGGUCUCGAGUGCUACGUCCACUUUUGCCAUGACGUUUUCUGCAUCCAUGUCUGUGGUGGAAUAUUACCUUCUCAAACGCUUCCCUGUUCCUUAUGCACUUUACUUUGUAGCAGUAGCCACUGCUGCUGCACUGGUAGGGCAGCAUUUGGUGAGAAAGGUGAUUGCUAUACUGGGAAGAACGUCUCUGAUAAUUUUCAUCCUUGCACUCACUGUUUUUGUGAGUGGAAUAUCACUAGGCAAGUGCAUUUUUGCACGAUUUCUUUGGAUUCUUUCUUCCUUUUCAGGACAGCAGUACCAUACCAGUACUUCAUAAACUAUACUAAUGAGGAGUGGGCAUAGCAAACCUGAUUAAAAGGAUUGAAAAGAAGGAGAACAUGGGUUUUGGAGAUCUUUGCUCUUACAGGGUUAGAAGUUAAAGAUAGAAAAAUGGGAAGCUCUUCUCGAUAUUAAUCUUUUAUGGAGUGCGUGUUAAGAAUACAAGUAUUUAAUUUAAAGCUGCAUCAGAAUUUGAAUAGAAUAUGUACAAUUAAUGUUUGUGUAAAACGUUUUCAGUAUUGACAGAAUAAAUAGUUUCUUUUUCU
Messenger RNA from Vigna angularis (adzuki bean), 1815 nucleotides. RefSeq names its product sulfite exporter TauE/SafE family protein 3. Gene Ontology annotation, biological process: protein ubiquitination. NCBI's taxonomy places the organism in Eukaryota, Viridiplantae, Streptophyta, Magnoliopsida, Fabales, Fabaceae. The transcript is spliced from 12 exons. The record is from RefSeq and is a predicted model, not a curated record. The coding region runs from base 158 to 1573 and encodes 471 amino acids. Gene Ontology annotation, cellular component: membrane; Cul4A-RING E3 ubiquitin ligase complex.